UGAUGAAUACCCAAAAAUCUGGUAUUUUAAAAGCAUCCAAAAAAGAUAUCCAGACUUCAUAAAGAUGUGAUAAAUUUAAGAACAUUAUUGCUCAAGGAUCAAAAAAACAUAGAAUUGCAUUCAUAGAUGAGAUAGACAAAUAAUAAUCUCUAAUCUAAGUGUAUGAGGUAGAGAACUGGAAAAUAUAUAAUGUUGAGGAACCUUUAUAAGAUGCUAAAUAAUCAUGCGGAUGUAUCAUCAUUUGA
Messenger RNA from Paramecium pentaurelia, 245 nucleotides. The record is from the annotation of a GenBank genome assembly. NCBI's taxonomy places the organism in Eukaryota, Ciliophora, Oligohymenophorea, Peniculida, Parameciidae.